Drosophila nasuta is the source of this 1311-nucleotide messenger RNA. RefSeq lists its product as uncharacterized. The coding region runs from base 164 to 1120 and encodes 318 amino acids. The record is from RefSeq and is a predicted model, not a curated record. Lineage: Eukaryota; Metazoa; Arthropoda; Insecta; Diptera; Drosophilidae. The transcript is spliced from 6 exons.
CCAGCAGCGGCAACCGAAAAUACGCGAAGUGAAAUUCCGUCGAGUCUCGAAUUGAACGAAAGUUUUGUUGACAGAGCAAUUAAAACGAAAGAUUCAACUCUUGGAUACAUCGAGCAUCUAUUGUGGUUCAUUCAUUCAAUUGCAGUGUAACAGACUGUUCGCCAUGUUGGACCAACGCAAGCUCAACGCCUACCUGCUGCUCUCCAUUGUGGCCAGCAACUGCCUGCUGCUGACCUAUGCCUACCCCCAGCAAGAGGUCUAUCAGCGUCAACAACAGUUGUCCCAGUCACAGUCGCAGUCGCCAGUUUAUCGCCCCGAGAGCAGCGCUCGCAAGUUCGCUGUGAAACCGAAUGCCUCCAAGAAGGUGGCAUUGGAUGACAUCGAGGAGGACAUCGAUGGCAACCAGAUACAGGAGAGCAUCGGCGGUCCUGGUGGCUUCACAUGGUCCAACAUGCUGUCCACUGUGAUGACGAUGUUCUUCAACAAUGCAGCCAACGCACCAACCAAGUCCGACGAUGUCGACAGCUCAAUCGGACUCGGAGGCAGCCCCUGGGCCAAUGUGAUCUCGAUGGGUCUUCGCAUCAUUAACACACUUCUGGGCGGCGGAGCACCCAGCGAUGGCAUCGACAAGGUCGACAAUGGUGGCUCUCCCAUGCAGGGCAUCUUGGCGGCCGUGUUGUCGUCCGUGUUGGGCACCAGAGAUCCAGACCAAGUCAACUCGAUGGCCAAGCAAGCUGGCGAGUUCAUUCAGAUCGUGAUGAAUCUGCUCGACGCCCUGAAGACCUCCUUCUCACACCGCUCCCUCACAGCCCGCUCCAUGGGCAAACGUGACUCGGUCAGCGAUGCUGCCGUCGCUGGCAUUGCGCUGCUCAAGGGUUAUGUGCGCACCUACCGCAACUCGGAGGACAAGUGCAUGCAGCGCUACAUGUGUGAUGCGAACACCGAUUGUGUGCGCGAAAUCGGAGGCAGCAGCAUCUUCUGCCAACUGGGAUCUUAUGCUACCAGCUAUGCGCUGGGUCGCAGCAGCAACACCAGCUUCGAGCAUCUGUAUGAUGCUGGCCGUCGGGGGCGUUCCGGCUUCGAUUGUCGCCAGCUGUACCUGGAGUGCAAUGAGGUCUAGGUCUAGGUCCAAAGUGUGUGUUUAGCGCCAGUGACUUCCUCUUCUUCAGUGCUUAUGACUGGACUCCUUAAAGUAAAUUAAAUUAAUUUAUGUACGUGCUUACGUGAAACUAGUUUUUAGAUAUUUAUAUUAUUUAUUGAAAUCUUGUAUUUAUUUACAACAAUGUUGCGGAAUAUGCGUUGCUCAAAACU